AUGAUUCUGUUCUUGUUUGGAUAUCUUUCGCCGAGUUUCAGGUCGAUGAAUUCUGGGUCUUUACGGACCAAGAAGUGGGAAGAGCUUUCUUUUCACGUACAUCACCCUGCAGCAUUUGAUCCAAAAGGGGACGACACGCCCAAGCUGCUGAUCUGCGCUUUGAUCGCCUGCAGUUACCCGAGGAGGAUUUGA
Messenger RNA from Linum tenue, 192 nucleotides. The record is from the annotation of a GenBank genome assembly. NCBI's taxonomy places the organism in Eukaryota, Viridiplantae, Streptophyta, Magnoliopsida, Malpighiales, Linaceae.